CAGAGGACAAGUUAGGGGUGAUUCUUGGGAGAUAAUCAGUGCCACCCAGGAAGACAGUGGUUACUACGAUUUCAGGGGAAAAGACUGCUGUCCAGGACGCUGAUGACAGUACAAGGGAAAAUUCUAAGAAAUGAAAAGUAUGUGGGUGAGGUGCUCAUCAUCAGAUAUCCUUCAGCAGAUUUAGCCUGGACUGUAGAUGUUAAACUCAAGAAAGAGACGGAAUUCAUAAACCUGGUAAAUGCAGGCAUUGUGGUCACAGAGAGUAACCCAGAGGCCAGGGCAUUUAAUGGGAGAGUUCAUCUGUUACAUGAUGGCGUACAGAUUACUCUUUCGGAAACCAGAGACUCUGGCACCUAUACACUCAAAGACCCACAAAACAACCUAGGUCUAACAGUGCUGCUGGAGGUACAGCCUGCAUCUCCUUCUACGUUUUUUAUUGUUUGUGUUGUCAUUGGGAUUUUCUUUACGAUGGUUACCUGCUUCUGCUGUGUGAAGAAAUGCUGUGGGAAAAAGAGCUCUUCUAAUAUUGCCCAGGCUGCUCCUCAGACUGAAACAGCACAUCCUGUGCGUUACCACGAUCAGAACCGAUCUUCAGGCCCGGGUUACUCUGUUGCACAUGCUCCAAAUCACUCCUCCCAGCCAAGAAAUCGUGGUGUUCCUAGAGUCACUGCAGCUUCCUCCUCUGAGCCACCAGACUACGACACAGUGAAGAACAGCCUGCAGCCUGAGGUUGAACCUUUGGGAGGUCAAGGAGGCACUCCAGCACCUACGCUUGGCUCUGAUUGUCUUACCUUGGACCCUGGGCCGAGGUUUGAGCUGAAAGGACUGGCCGGCUCAUCUGCACCCCCCCCCCCCCCUCAGUUCAGACUCAACUGCCUGUGGUGUUUAUACCUCAGACAAACUCAACUAUCUGUCUGGAGCACUGUGAAAACUCAAGUGAGAUCAAGUCAGUGUUGUGCCUUGUAAGCAAUUGGAACAGACAUUUCAGUCCUUCAAUGGACUGUGAUAUCAGCCUAUGUAUGAUAUAGGAAAUAAGUCCAGGUUUGCAUUAAGAAGGAUCAUGUGGACUGGCUGUUAAAGACAUCAGUAACACUAGGUCGACCAAAUGUUUUAUUGGGUGAAGUUGGGACUCUCUUCAAUAUAUAAAUACCUAAACAAAGUGUAGUGGGAUAAAAGUUUAAUGCUACUUAAGUAUUACCUUUUUAAACACAUUUUGAUAAAGUUGUUCAGAGCAAAAAAGUGAAGAUUGACACUAGAACAUAGUUUUUUUUAAGUCUAUCAAUCCAAACUUGAAAAGUUAUGGCAGCAAUUUUAAAAAAAAUGUUCUCAGGUAAAAACAAACUCAAGUUCACUCUGUUAAACUCUAUACUGUAGUUUUUAUUAACAUCUGUUAUUAAUAUCUGUAUUAUUUGAUUAUUAAAAUGUGUUGACUAAAUGUUGAGAAUGUAUUUAAAUGUCUGUCAAAGAUGAUCUGAAACAAACCUAAGGUGCUCAUGCUUUAAUAAAAAGGAUAAGAGCUCUGUGAAGAAACCCAUCCCAUUGUGCCCUAAUCCCAAUAUUUAGGCAUAAGCUAUGUAACCUAUACCACAAGGCCCCCAAUGUCCCCCACAACCCAAACAUAACAAAAGAUUGGGAUAUAUUGAGUAUCAAGAGCUAGUGCAUCAGCAGGGUUAUUAAGUGUGCUCCUCCCUUCAUAGGGAGGCUGUGAAGGGACACGAAAUCCUCAGGGAGGCUUAACAAUUAACUCUGACAUCCUCAAACUACCCCCCUCCAUGCUAGCUCUCACCCCCCAUCAUACCAGAAAAGGGUACAGAAAAUAGAAAAACAGAGAAAGGAGUCUGUAAAAGAAGUUGAAACUGAACUUGUUAAGCGAGUGAUGGAGAUUUGGUGACUUAAAAUGGAGCGCUGCCUGCAAGCUAGUUCAGGCAGACAACUCGAGCCGCGCUCAUCAUACUGACACGUCACCACCUCUCCAUCAGC
Notolabrus celidotus (New Zealand spotty) is the source of this 1980-nucleotide messenger RNA. RefSeq lists its product as uncharacterized. The transcript is spliced from 6 exons. The record is from RefSeq and is a predicted model, not a curated record. NCBI's taxonomy places the organism in Eukaryota, Metazoa, Chordata, Actinopteri, Labriformes, Labridae. The coding region runs from base 103 to 966 and encodes 287 amino acids.